CAGAAAGCUUUGUCCCACAUCACCUUAAACCUUAAACCAGUUUUUUAUAAGUAAAAUAUAUCCCCAUCGAGGUUAAGUGGUAGAGACGAGGUUAAGUGGUAGAGAGGACUUUAUAGUCCUAACUUCCCCUCUAAUAAAGACAUUUUUCAUUUCAUUUUCAUUUCAUCCAACUGAUUUUGUGAUAUCAUAUAGUGUUGUUCAUAGUUGAGUGCUAUAACCAUUUCAAUGCCAUGUCCUGUAGUAGCAGAUUUGUAUAACAACUUCUAGAGUCAGGGCUGGCUGGCCAUUGAUAGUGAGAGGAUUAGUGGAAAAUACAUUAAUGUCAAUAACAAUAAUAGUAAAAAAAUUAUGUAAAAAUACAAGAGCUCAGAUGAAUCAUACUUUCCAAUGAACAAUAGAUUUUAAACCAUACAGACUGAAUCAAGAUUGAAUACAUAUUUUUGAAGGAAAAAAAUACAAUAUAAAUAAACAUAGUGCACAAGCAAUUUCCAUACUGUAACAGAAUGUGAUAUGAGUAUUGCCUCCAUGAAGCAGUUAUGAAUAAGUUAGUUCAAGGCCCUGUUAUCUCCCAGAAAACAAUAGUGUGGCCAGUUUGUCGCUUACUGAUAGUGCAUUCAUUAUAUGGAGGCUUAACUUGGGCCGUCAUGGAUGUAACAUCGAGAAACCGUAAGAAUCGCAUCAUUCGAGAAUAUACCAUGUUGCAGAUUGUCAAACCAGGCCAGAGUCUUGAGGGGAUUCUCUGAGGAACUGUAUUGGACCGAGACCAUUGAAUGGUUGGCACAGUUACUGUAGUUCUCUGUAGUGGUGAAAGUGACAGACUACAGACCAGACGGACAGACAGUCAGCUACCACUACUCCAGUUAGCUGGUGUUCCAACACCUCUCCUCCUCCUCUCUUCCACCAUGUACAAGAUAGAUUAUUUUGAUUGUCUUCUCCAAAUUAAGUUAUCAGCCAUCAAAGACGUUGUCGUUGUUUUUAAGGACGAUACCAAGACCAGAGCAAACUUGGCAUGUGGUUGCUUGUUCUCCAACUUUACUGUAAUGUCAAUGUUGAAUUGUUAAUAAUAAUUAAUAGGUCCUAAAAUUUCAAAAUAAAAUACGAAUUUGAAAAAUUUCUUAAACAGACAA
Messenger RNA from Homalodisca vitripennis (glassy-winged sharpshooter), 1127 nucleotides. RefSeq lists its product as uncharacterized. The record is from RefSeq and is a predicted model, not a curated record. The transcript has 3 exons. The coding region runs from base 771 to 1061 and encodes 96 amino acids. NCBI's taxonomy places the organism in Eukaryota, Metazoa, Arthropoda, Insecta, Hemiptera, Cicadellidae.